Messenger RNA from Syngnathoides biaculeatus (alligator pipefish), 1270 nucleotides. RefSeq names its product COP9 signalosome subunit 5 (gene cops5). The transcript has 8 exons. Gene Ontology annotation, biological process: protein deneddylation. Gene Ontology annotation, cellular component: cytoplasm; COP9 signalosome. Gene Ontology annotation, molecular function: deNEDDylase activity; protein binding; metallopeptidase activity. Bases 150 to 1151 code for a protein of 333 amino acids. Lineage: Eukaryota; Metazoa; Chordata; Actinopteri; Syngnathiformes; Syngnathidae. The record is from RefSeq and is a predicted model, not a curated record.
AAAAUGGUAUCAUCCGACUGUCAUGGCGCCCCGAGUUUAGAGCUCCCUGACUCGGCAUCAGCGUAUUUGGACAAAACGACAACAUUUUAGGCGUUUUUUAGCUCAUCUUCAUGAUUUGACAUCGAUUCGUCCCCCUCGGCCGAAACACUAUGGCGGGCAGUAGCACUGCUCAAAAGACUUGGGAGCUCACCAACAGCAUGCAGGAGGUCCAGAGCAUCGACGAAAUUUACAAAUAUGACAAGAAGCAACAACAGGAGAUCCUCGCCGCCAAGCCGUGGACAAAAGACCACCACUACUUCAAGUACUCAAAGAUCUCUGCACUGGCGCUGCUGAAGAUGGUGAUGCACGCCCGCUCUGGCGGCAACCUGGAGGUGAUGGGCCUGAUGCUGGGGAAAGUGGACGGCGAGAGCAUGAUCAUCAUGGACAGCUUCGCGUUGCCUGUGGAGGGAACCGAGACGCGGGUCAACGCGCAGGCUGCCGCCUACGAGUACAUGGCUGCCUACAUUGAGAACGCCAAGCAGGUGGGCCGGCUGGAGAACGCCAUCGGCUGGUACCACAGUCACCCGGGCUACGGCUGCUGGCUCUCAGGGAUCGACGUCAGCACUCAGAUGCUCAACCAGCAGUUUCAGGAGCCUUUUGUCGCUGUGGUGAUCGACCCGACGCGGACCAUUUCGGCGGGCAAAGUCAACCUCGGUGCCUUCAGGACGUACCCCAAGGGCUACAAGCCUCCUGACGAAGGGCCGUCAGAGUAUCAAACCAUCCCUCUGAACAAGAUCGAAGACUUUGGUGUACACUGUAAACAAUAUUAUGCCAUGGAAGUAACGUAUUUCAAGUCGUCCUUGGACCGAAAGCUACUGGAGCUCCUUUGGAACAAAUACUGGGUCAACACUUUGAGCUCCUCCAGUCUCCUCACGAACUCAGACUACACCACGGGUCAGGUGUUCGACCUGUCGGAGAAGCUGGAGCAGUCGGAAGCCCAGCUGGGUCGGGGCAGCUUCAUGCUGGGGCUGGACACUCACGACAGGAAGUCCGAGGACAAGCUGGCCAAAGCCACCCGGGACAGUUGCAAGACGACCAUCGAAGCCAUUCACGGCUUGAUGUCUCAAGUCAUUAAGGACAAACUCUUCAAUCAAAUCAACACGUCGAAUUAAGUCUUUUUUUUUUUUUUUUUAUUGUUCUUCCGGCACUUCUCGGGAUUGUGUAUGACUGCAAAAAAUACUUGUAGUAUUCAGAAAAGUGUAUUGGCGUGAAUAAAAUAUGGGAGAAAGUG